Messenger RNA from Brassica oleracea var. oleracea, 913 nucleotides. Its product is annotated as phosphatidylinositol-glycan biosynthesis class F protein. The record is from RefSeq and is a predicted model, not a curated record. Gene Ontology annotation, biological process: GPI anchor biosynthetic process. Gene Ontology annotation, cellular component: endoplasmic reticulum membrane. The coding region runs from base 56 to 757 and encodes 233 amino acids. Lineage: Eukaryota; Viridiplantae; Streptophyta; Magnoliopsida; Brassicales; Brassicaceae. The transcript has 8 exons.
UCUCCGUCUUCUUCGCUCGUUCGGAUCCCGAAGACAGAGAGAGAAGGGGGAAGCCAUGAAAGAAGCUAAGAAGAAGAAGAAGAAGUCAGAAACCUCCAUAGGUGUAUCUAGAAAUGGUUCGAUAUCAACUGUGGGUGUACUUUCUGUUUAUUUGAUUAAUGGAUUGUUUCUGGCCGUCGGAUUCUGGGUGGCACGAAACAGAUUUUUAGUCGAUCUCGUCUCUGAUCCAUCUCUGACUCUGUUUCUUCUCUGGAGUAUUGAGUUUCCGGUUGUGGUGAUCAUCUACAGCUUUCUACGGAAAGACCCAGAGAAAUGUUCGUGUUCUAAGGCUGUUGGGCGAAGCAUUUUAGGACUUAUUUCAGGGGCUUUUAUGAAUGCUCUGGGAGCAAUUGCUUUGGGUGCACCUAUUGGAGCGCAAUAUCUACCAAAAACAAUUCACUGGUCCCUUCUUAUGUCUGUUUUCACGUUUGUACCAGCAACUGUAGUAUUUGGUGCAUCAUUGACAGAUUGGCAUCGUGUAUUUGCUUCCAUGAAACCUAGUGGAAAUAUAGAACACAUGAUCCUUGUUCCAGCAUAUGGAGCCAUUAUUGGAGGAUGGUUUGGAGCAUGGCCAAUGCCGCUUGACUGGGAAAGGCCAUGGCAGGAAUGGCCAAUAUGUGUGUGUUAUGGAGCUAUAGGAGGCUACAUUGUUGGACAAAUUGUCUCCUUGUGUUUGAUGUUGUUUCUCAGGAAACACAAGAGUUUGAAAGUAGCCUAGAAUGGAUUGACGGUACCCUAAACGAAUGUCGUUUUGUUUUGACUUGAUUACUAGCUAGAUUGAGAGGCAACAAACAAUAGGACAAGAUUUUUGUUAGCUUGAACAGAGGUUAUAUAUUAUCUUCCACAUAAAAUUAAGCAAGUGUUUCAGAAUUGC